Adineta steineri is the source of this 3111-nucleotide messenger RNA. NCBI's taxonomy places the organism in Eukaryota, Metazoa, Rotifera, Eurotatoria, Adinetida, Adinetidae. The record is from the annotation of a GenBank genome assembly.
AUGGCAGCAUCUAGAGAAGAUUUAACAAAUAUUGAGUUUGAUAAUGAUUGGAAAUGUUAUUGUCAACAAGCGAAUGAAGAAAUGAAUGAAGAAAAUAUGGUUGCAGCUAUACAUCAUGGCGAUAUAAAUCAUUGUUCGUCUUUAAUAGAUUUACCACAUAUUAUCAAUAUAAAUCAAUCAAGUCAAUUUAAAGAAACAAAUUCAUACAAAUGGUGGUAUUACAAACAAUUCGAUUGGACAUCGACCAAUAAACAAAUUCAUCUUAUGUUUGAAUCCUAUGAUAAUCUAAAUAACAGCUCUAUUUCAGCAGAUAUUGCUGGCACUAUAUGGUUAAAUAAUACAAAAAUAUUUUCUGGUUUAUUCACAUCAUUAACUAAUUCUAUUGACUUGUCUUCAAAAUUAUUAUAUAGUAAAAAUAUUGAUGAACAAACUCAAACAAAUAUUCUAGUCAUUUCUUGUUCAAAUUCUACUCUUUCUCGUCAUGCUCGUCUUAUUCUACAUGGUAAAAUAAUUUGUGCAACAGGACAAGUAAACGUCAGUGAAGAAUUUUCAAGCAGAAGUAAAACUCAAGAACAAAAUGAAAAUGAAAUUAUGGAUUAUACAAUUAGUCUUGAUGAUACUAAUGGACGUAUUGGUGUUUUAUUUAAAUCCAAACGGAAAUACAAAGCACCUUUAAAAUCAAUUUCAUCAUCACCACAAUUUGUUCCAUAUGAGCAGAAUGAAAGGCAAAUCAAUGAAAAUAAAGAAGAAUUAAAAGAUGAUCUUCUCAUACCUCGUUUAGCUAUUUUAAUACUAACUGUUGGUACGCGCGGUGAUGUCCAACCAUUUAUUGCUCUAGGUCAAGCACUUCGAGCAUAUGGUCAUCGUGUUCGAUUAGCCACACAUGAAACAUUUCGAUCAUUUGUUCGUGGUAAUGGUCUGGAAUUUUAUCCAUUAGGUGGUGAUCCAGUAGAUUUAAUCUCCUUUAUGGUGAAAAAUGCCGGUAUUAUUCCUUCAAUGGACAGUAUUAUGGCAGGAGAUGUUGGCAAAAAACGUCGAACUAUAUCUGAUAUUCUUGCUUCUACAUGGCAAGCAUGUAUAGCAAAUGAUGAUGAAACAGAUAUGCCAUUUACAGCUGAAGCAAUUAUUGCUAAUCCACCAUCAUUUGGUCAUAUUCAUUGUGCAGAAAAAUUACAAAUUCCUUUACAUAUCGUAUUCACUAUGCCUUGGACAUCUACAGCAGCAUUUCCACAUCCAUGUUCAAACAUUGAUAAUUCAACAGGAUCAAGAAAAGUAAUUAAUCGAUAUUCGUAUGAUGUUAUUGAAAUGCUGACAUGGACAGGUAUGCGAGAUAUAUUUAAUAAUUUUCGAAAGAAAACAUUGGGUCUUUCAACUUUAAAUACGAGUCAAGCAAUAAACUUAUUAAGUGAUGAACGAGUACCACAUACGUAUUGUUGGUCACCAUCACUUGUUCCUAAACCUGAUGAUUGGGGAGCACAUAUCAAUGUUUCUGGCUUUUUCUUUUUGGAUCUUGGUACCGUUUACACGAAUCCACCUCAAGAUUUACUCGAUUUUCUUCAGCUCAAUGAUAACAAUCAUAAUCAAUCGAAAUUAUCACCACCAAUUUAUAUCGGUUUUGGUUCUAUUGCAGGACAUGAUUCUCGUCGUAUUCUUACAAUUUUAAUCGAUGCACUUGUUCAAACUGGAUAUCGUGCUGUUUUAUCGGGUCUUGCUUCAGAUACAGAUCAUUUACCUCCGAAUAUAUUUAGAAUUGGAAAUGUACCACAUGAUUGGCUUUUUCAACAUGUUUCAGCUGUAUGUCAUCAUGGUGGCGCAGGUACAACUGCAGCUGGUCUACGUGCUGGUAAACCAACAAUUAUUGUGCCUUUUUUUGGAGAUCAAUUUUUUUGGGGUACUGUAAUUGCAAAGAAUGGUGCUGGCCCUCACCCAGUUCCAGGAAAGUCGAUUACAAAAGAUCAAUUAAUUCAAGCAUUUCAUUUUGUUCACAAACCGUCAACAUGUACCGCUGCUAAAUGUCUUCGUGAUUCUAUUCUUCAAGAAGAUGGAUGUGCAUCAGCAGUACGUGCAUUUCAUGCAAAUCUACCCUUAAAACGGAUGCAUAGUGAUUUGGAACCAACAUUUCCUGCAUGUUAUCGUUUGGAUAAAUAUCGCAUGCAGAUAUCACGACCAGUAGCACAAGUAUUAAUAUCAGCUGGCGUCGUAGAAGAAGCUCAACUUCGUUUACAUGUUACACGAGAAUGGCAAAUUAAACAUGAUAAUCAUGCUCAUAUAAUGAUGCACGGUUUAUGGGAACAUUCUCAUAAAGCUAUUUCUACAAUGUUUCUUGAUACUGCGUCAGACUUGAAACGAACAAACAGCACUGAUAGUAUAAACAAUAAAGCACUUGUAAAUGUUGGAACUGUUGCCAAAGGUAUUGGUUUAGGCAUAGGUCAUUUAACAAUUGGAACCUUCGCAAUGUAUGGUGAAUUGACCGAUGUACUUGAUCGUGUGCCUUAUUUAUAUGAUCCGUAUAGUUCAAAAGCUCGUCCACGGCCGAUUGUAAUUGAUUUUAAAUCAGGUGCAAAGGCAGCUGGUUUAACCUUAUGGUAUGGUUGGAAAGAGGGUUUUACAGGCAUGAUAACACAACCACGCGCUGGUUAUAAACGUCAUGGUAUACUUGGUGGUGCAGCAGGAUCAGUCAUAGGUGCAAUAAACAUGGGGAUAAAACCUAGCUCUAGUAUUCUUUCAUCACUUACCUGGCUCAGCCGAGGUAUUUAUGCUAGUGUAAGAAAUGUUGUAGAAACUUAUCAAAGAGAAGGAAGACGUCUACCAUCGGGAAUUUUUGAUGUUACUUCGUCGUUAUCAACUGCAAAUAAUGAAGAAAUACAGGAUGCAAAUGAUAAGAAAUUUUCUUCAACUGCGAAAACUGCCGCAAAUAUUUCAGGUUUUCAUCCGAAAACAUGUCAAAGUAUUAUUGAUGAAUUUGAAAAAAUCAAAGUAGAACAUGAACACCGUCGGAAUUCAUCAUGGACAAAAAAGUUACAACCAGUAUCAUUUCCUCGUAGUAUUAAAAAUAAACGAGCUUCAUCAGUGGAUAAACGUGUUGAUUUGUCAAGAAAAGACAAAGAUUGA